AUGCACGACUUCUCGACCCCAUCAUCUCGCGGGCAAGCCCUGGUGACCCGCAACCCAGCGGCCAACAACAAAUUCGUGUACUGCGUUCGUACCACACGCAUCUACUGCCGUCCGGUUUGCAAAGCCAGACUUGCUCGCAGAGCCAAUGUAGAGUUCUUUGCCACUCCGCUCGAGGCCGAGAAUGCCGGCUACAGAGCCUGCAAGCGAUGUCGACCCGAACUACCAACUCAUUCACCAGAAAACGACAAAAUCGAUGCAGUCUGUCAAAGACUGCUGAACCUGAAACCCGGAAAGCCCUUGCCGAAGCUGGAAGAUAUGGCUACGCUCGCUGGGCUGACCAAGUUCCAUUUCCAUCGUAGUUUCAAGCGGGUGACGGGGCUCACGCCCAAAGCGUACCUA
Messenger RNA from Aureobasidium melanogenum CBS 110374, 399 nucleotides. RefSeq lists its product as uncharacterized. The annotation marks the transcript as partial. Gene Ontology annotation, molecular function: zinc ion binding; DNA-binding transcription factor activity; methyltransferase activity. Gene Ontology annotation, biological process: regulation of DNA-templated transcription; DNA repair. Lineage: Eukaryota; Fungi; Ascomycota; Dothideomycetes; Dothideales; Saccotheciaceae. The transcript has a single exon. The record is from RefSeq and is a predicted model, not a curated record.